Lindgomyces ingoldianus is the source of this 1163-nucleotide messenger RNA. Its product is annotated as zinc-binding alcohol dehydrogenase-like protein. Gene Ontology annotation, cellular component: mitochondrion. The record is from RefSeq and is a predicted model, not a curated record. The transcript has 3 exons. The coding region runs from base 138 to 1157 and encodes 339 amino acids. Gene Ontology annotation, molecular function: oxidoreductase activity; zinc ion binding. NCBI's taxonomy places the organism in Eukaryota, Fungi, Ascomycota, Dothideomycetes, Pleosporales, Lindgomycetaceae.
UGAAAAUCAACUUCAUUUCGCGUCGAUAUCUCGCUCUACCUUUUAUCAAUCCGGGCUGACCUGCUCUCACAUUCUCAUUUUCACUCUCAUUUAGACCUCCCCUUCACCUUCCCCCUCUAGUUCAGAUAUCCACUAAGAUGAAGGCAAUACAAAUCAAAGAAUACGUCAAAGGCCCCGAAGACCUCAAAGUAAUCUCCCUGCCUGACCCCGUCCCAAAUCCCUCCGAAUACCUCAUCACCAUCCACGCCUCCGCAACCAACUUCUUCGACCUGCUCCAAAUCCGGGGCAAAUACCAGCACCAGCCGGCAUUCCCUUGGGUCGCUGGCUCUGAAUUCUCCGGCGUCGUGCUUAGAGCCCCAACAGCUCUGCCUGGCGGCCGGGUGCCGAGGUACAAAGCAGGGGAUAAGGUGUUUGGCGCAAGUCAGGGCGGAUAUGCGACUAAGAUCGCGUGUACGGAGGAGAGGCUACGGCCGAUGCCUGAGGGGUGGAGUUUUUUUGAUGCGGCCGGCUUGUUUGUUACCGGGCCCACAAGUUAUGCGGGGCUGGUUGUGAGGGCGGGGAUAAAGAAGGGCGAUUGGGUCCUCGUUCACGCAGCAGCCGGCGGUGUUGGUCUUGCAGCCGUCCAAAUCGCGAAAGCGUAUGGAGCCACGGUAAUUGCGACGGCAGGGAACCAACACAAGAUGGAUGUGGCCCGCUCCUUUGGUGCAGACUUCGCAAUCGACUACCGGCAAAGCGACUGGCCCGAGCAAGUCAAGAAGCUGACUCCAAAGGGACGUGGCGUGGAUAUCGUGUAUGAUCCUGUUGGACUCAUCGCCCAGUCAAUGAAGUGCACAGCUUGGAAUGGAAGACUGCUAGUGAUUGGUUUCGCUGCUGGCGACAUUGAGAAAAUGGCAACCAACAGGAUCUUACUAAAAAAUGUGAGUGUUGUUGGACUGCACUGGGGCAUGUAUGCUACCAUGGAACCCGGCAUGGUGGAUAAAGUCUGGGAUGGUAUCUUUGAAUUGAUGAGCGCCGGGAAGUAUAGAGGGACCUGCUUUACCGAUCAGGAAUACGUUGGACUAGAAAGUGUACCAGCUGCACUCAAAGCAUUAGGCGGAAGAGACAGUUGGGGAAAGGUGGUUGUGAAAGUGCCUCAGGAUGGUCAAAGCAAGAUUUGAUUGUAG